Molecule: messenger RNA, 1408 nt
Organism: Syngnathus typhle (broad-nosed pipefish)
Lineage: Eukaryota; Metazoa; Chordata; Actinopteri; Syngnathiformes; Syngnathidae
Product: dehydrogenase/reductase SDR family member 7C-B-like
Exons: 8
Coding region: 162-1163 (333 amino acids)
Biological process (GO): regulation of release of sequestered calcium ion into cytosol by sarcoplasmic reticulum
Cellular component (GO): sarcoplasmic reticulum membrane
Molecular function (GO): all-trans-retinol dehydrogenase (NAD+) activity
Source: RefSeq, a predicted model, not a curated record
GCUGCUAUUAAAAGAGUGAGGCAACAACAGCGGCAGUAGGUUUGCAGCGGGCGAGCAGAUUGCAGAUCGUCACGGAGGAGCUCAAGUGAGCGCGCCGGCCGGAUUUCCACGCUCACGCACUCACACGAAAGCCCUGUCAGAUUAGAAUUUAUUAGAGGAAAAUGGAUGCCAAUGUAACAGAAGUGGACGAACAUUGGACAUUCCUGAAGAGGAUGGGGAUAGAGCCCGGGUGGAACGCCACAGCCCUGCUGCUUCCGUGCGUGGUGGUGGUGCUGGUAGCUGGAUUGUUGCACGUCUACUCUCUGGUUUCAGGCCUGCUGUCCCAAAGCCCUGUGCGCAACAAGGUGGUGCUGCUCAGCGACGCUUUGUCUGCAAUCGGGAAAGAAUGCGCCAGCAUCUUCCACAAGGAUGGCGCCAGGUUGAUUCUAUGUGGCAAAAACUGGGAGAAACUCCAGGAGCUGUCGGAUGACUUACUCAAAGUCUCCGACCCAAGCGCGACAUUCCCUCCUAAACUGGUGCUUCUGGACUUUGGGGACACGACAUCGCUUCCCGAGGCUAUAACGGAGAUCCUGGAAUGCUACGGCUGCCUGGACGCGCUCAUCCUCAACAGCAGCAUGAAGAUCAAAGCUCCGGCACAUACUUUGUCUCUGGAGGUGGACAAGCUACUCAUGGACAACAAUUACUUCGGCCCGGUCACACUGGCUAAAGGCGUGCUGCCCUCCAUGAUGUCUCGGCGCUGCGGUCACCUGCUGCUGGUCAACAGCAUUCAGGCAAAACUGGCCGUGCCCUUCCGCACCUCCUAUGCCGCCUCCAAGCAUGCGGUCCAGGCAUUCUUCGACUGCCUUCGUUCCGAGGUGGAGGAGUCGGGCGUCUCCGUCAGCACCAUCAACUUCACCUUCAUAAGCUCACAAGCGUCGUCUGGGAAGCAGAAAGAUGCGGUGGCCAAGUUCUUCUGGUCAUAUUUGUACACAAAGAAGCCACUGGGCGUUUCUCCACGUGAGGCAGCCAGUGAGGUGGCCAAGACUUUGUCCAAUAAGAGGAAGGAGGUCCUGAUGGCCCCCUCGCUGCCGAAAGCAGCGGUCUACGCUCGCUCCUUCUUCCCCAACUUGUUCUUUGCUGUCAUGGCAGCAGGAGUGAAGGACACCACCAACACCAAAAUGUAGUCCUUUGUCGUUCUGGAAAGGCUUUCUUAUGCUUAGCAUGUCUGCCUCACAGUUCUGAAGUUCUGGGUUUGAAUCUUCCUGUGUGGAGUUUGCAAAUGUUUCCCCCAUAUUCUCAAAACAUGGUGGCGUCACUUCAUUUCUUAUUAGUGUUAAUGUGAGUGAUAUUAACUGGAAGGUCGAUUUUUCUCUGGAUGGACUUAGUUUUAGACUACACAGUAAAUAAAGUAGAAGUGGAUACAGGUCAA